Molecule: messenger RNA, 1712 nt
Organism: Rhopilema esculentum
Lineage: Eukaryota; Metazoa; Cnidaria; Scyphozoa; Rhizostomeae; Rhizostomatidae
Product: cleavage and polyadenylation specificity factor subunit 5
Biological process (GO): mRNA 3'-end processing
Cellular component (GO): mRNA cleavage factor complex
Molecular function (GO): mRNA binding
Source: RefSeq, a predicted model, not a curated record
UGCGCAAAAGAAACAAAGCAUGCUUUAAAAAGUCAAAAUGGCGACCACUGUAGGAAGAACGUAUCCGGCUCGCGGGCCUGUAAGUCGCCUUGGAAGCAUCGCGAGGCAUAAUAUUGGACACGAAGCUGCAGUUGAAAAGACAAUUAAUCUGUACCCAUUAAGCAACUACACAUUUGGAACAAAGGAAUCUCUGUAUGAAAAAGACAGCUCAGUUCAAGCUAGGUUUCAGAGAAUGAGGGAAGAGUAUGCCAAGUCAGGGAUGCGAAGGACAGUUGAAGGUGUCCUCAUUGUGCACGAGCAUGGCCUUCCUCAUGUUCUUUUACUGCAACUAGGAACAACAUUCUUCAAACUGCCUGGAGGAGAAAUAACACCAGGGGAGGAUGAAAUUGAAGGACUAAAAAGAGCAAUGGCAGAGAUUCUAGGGAGGGCCGAAGAUCCUGAGAAAGUUGACUGGACUAUUGAAGAUUCAUUAGCCAAUUGGUGGAGGCCAAAUUUCGAAGCACCCCAGUAUCCAUACAUACCUGCACACAUCACAAAACCAAAAGAACAAAAGAGGCUUUUUCUAGUUCAACUUCCAGAAAAAGCGGUGUUUGCUGUUCCGAGAAAUUACAAGUUGGUCGCUGCUCCGCUGUUUGAGUUGUAUGACAACGCACAGGGGUACGGGCCAAUCAUUGCCAGUCUGCCUCAGUUGCUAAGCAGAUACAACUUCAUAUACAACUAGUCCAUCCGAUGCUGUUUGGCAAUGGCAGCUUUCCAGAAAAGGCAGCGGAGGUACUGGGUGGACUUAAAGGAUCUAUGUUUUGGUACUGGCAUUUUCCCGAUUGCCUGCUGGAAGACUACAAAGCACUCGACUCAGUUUACAGUAAUAUUAGUUUGGGAACCAAGACUUAAAACUGAAUAAGCAGAUCCAUAACUGUCAUCAGUAUUUUAUAUGGUCGUUUUAUGAAUGAAAUAUUGUCGUUUCUCUAAAGUACAAUUUUGUAUAUAUAAAGGGAGGUACCACAAGAAUCCAUGUUGAGAUCUAUUUAAACACGAGUGUAACUCUAUGUAUACAUUGCUGAUAAAGUACCCCAGAACAUUUGAGUAAGAGUGUUUGGUGCAAAAGUAGAUGAGCUUUCUAAUAUUUUCUUUCCAAGAUACUAUACACAGUUUGAAAUUACAGUUUUCAUUUCACGAUAGUCAACAUCUUUAGCGUCCCUGGUUUCUGUUCACCUCGCGUUUGCUGCCAACAGACGACGCAGAUAAUUUGGUGUGACUUUCCUGUUAACCUCACAGGUGUUCUUCUUUGGGAACCUGCUUUGAAAAAUGCUAGACUUAAUGUCAGCCUUGACACGAUAUCUAUCAAUCAUUUUCUUGCACCGGGUGUUCCCCUGAAUGCGAAACAAUUCCAUCACAGAAAUCUCAAUGGUAUGGAUACUCCACAUUCAAUACUAUUUACUAUGGAUACUCAAAAUAACUGAUUCUCGAAUAUGUAUAAAUGCAAAAAUAAUUAGGAAAUCAAUCAUUGCGAAGCACGUGGAAUGUUGUUCUCUUUUGAAAUGUGAAAGUGAUAUUUUGUUUCACGUCAAAGAUCAUUCAGUGGAGAGUUUCUUGCAAUAUCGCGAGUAAAAAUUUCUAUGGAAUCGUAUUUUUAAUACGUAAGGGAGGGAAAGUUACUGAUAUUUUCAAUCGUUUUGUUCAUGAAGAUCCUUGGCUAGUCUGCUGGCUUUUUA